Molecule: messenger RNA, 1442 nt
Organism: Neoarius graeffei (lesser salmon catfish)
Lineage: Eukaryota; Metazoa; Chordata; Actinopteri; Siluriformes; Ariidae
Gene: mrps30
Product: mitochondrial ribosomal protein S30
Exons: 5
Coding region: 36-1277 (413 amino acids)
Biological process (GO): translation
Cellular component (GO): mitochondrial large ribosomal subunit; ribosome; mitochondrion
Molecular function (GO): structural constituent of ribosome
Source: RefSeq, a predicted model, not a curated record
CUCCAUGGCUGCAUGGGAGGAGCAAAAAAAAAAACAUGGCGGCUUACAGUAGAGCCUCCUUGCAGUUAUUUUUAUCAGCUCAGACCUCGUGUGUGAGCUCUAUCAGAAAUGUACAAGUGAAAAGUGCAGAAGUGAAUCCGUUAUAUCCACCGAUUUUACCGUCUCGGACAGCGAAGAGUAAAUCCGCGAAACGGCGGGUGUUACUGGAGUUUUUCGAGCGGCUGCGAUCAGUCGAGCCCCAGGAAAAGAUCCGAGCUCUCACCCGCAUCCAGCGCAUGAAAUAUGUGGUUCCGGCUCAGGUUUCGGCUAUAGGAGCGGAUCAGUGGUACCAGCAUUUCACCAAGACGGCGUACCUUCCGGCUCUUCCGGAGAAGUUGAUCACCACUGAGAUAGAGGAGGCUGCGGUGUCUGAUCUGAGCUCCACAGUGCGCAGCUCUCUCCUGCAGGAGCACUGGUACAUGAAGAAAGGCAGGACGUUCAUUUACAAAGAGCAGAAACAGUUUGUUGCACCCUUUUUGAUGAACACUGUGUCUGGGCUUAUUGCCUCGUUGGCCAGCAGAAAUCCUGUGCUCCAGCUGUCUAGUUUAGAUCAGUCUCCUCAUGUCAACUUCUACUGGGUGAACGGAGAGAGGACUAUUCUCAGAGGACACCGGCGAGGCAGAGUCGAGCCACAGAGGUUCCAGAUUGAUGACCGACCUCACAGCCAGAUCCGCAUCAGGCAGCAGCUACCUGAGUUUGUACCACUUGAGACAGAGGUAGCUGCUGAAGUGCCAGUCAUCCAGUUGGCGCCUGAUCGUCUCCCUUUGUUCCAAAAACAGUAUGAUAAUAAUAUCUCGACAGGUGCUAAAGUGCCAGACCCAUGCUGCUAUGGUCACACACAGUUCCACAUGGUCCCUGAUCAGUUCCGCAGGGACAAACUAAUUAAUAAAAGACUCUCCGAUCACAUUGAGGUGUUUUUGAGGGCCAACGCUAUUGCAAGCCUCUUUGCAUGGACUGGAGCACAGGCCAUGUAUCAGGGCUUCUGGAGUGAACAGGAUGUGAGCAGGCCAUUUGUGUCCCAGGCUGUGAUCACCGAUGGGCAGUACUUUUCUUUCUUCUGCUACCAGCUCAACACACUGGCGCUGAGUUCGUUUUCUGUUCCCGACAACCCACGUAAGAACCUGUGCUGGGGCACAGAAAGCCUGCGCCUCUACGACAGAGUUACAGAUGGCAAUGUGAUCGGCUGGGAUAACGACGUGUUUAAGCUCCUUGUAAAGUUUCUGCUGAAUCAGCCAUAAAUUAAUUCAAGAGAGCCUGAGUGUGGAAAGGUGGUGGAAUUUUCCUAACAUAAAAUAAAUAUAAUGUAAUAUAAUAUGCCACUGGGUGUUGCAGUUGUUAUUUGAAAUUGAACCCAUGUGCAGUUUAAAUUUUCACAAUAAAUGAAAAAUACCAGUAUACUCUAA